GACCGCACGUCCCGCGUCCCACUAUAUUCAAAUAUGAAUAUCGAAUUCGAGCAGUGACAUCUAUAUUCUACUCACGAAACAGUGCUUUGUUAUACAGUGUGUUCGUUUUUUGAGUGUGUUGAAUAUUUAAUGCCACUGCGGUGGUAGCGUGUCGCGUUAUACAGGAACCCACAACCCUUUAAGGGUUGCCAGUAAAACGGCGUUCCACGCCAGCAUAGUCACGAUUGCCGGGACCAGCAGCGAUGUGCCCCCACACCAGAUUCAGCAGACUUGAGGACGACUACAUAGCAGUGAUGUGGAGGAGAGGGCAGAGCCGGUCGCCGUAGUAUACUGUGUGAGGGAGACGGGAGAUUAUCGAAAUGAAUCUCCUAAACAUGGACGCGGAGAACCGCGUAGUUCUCAACGUCGGGGGCAUCCGGCACGAGACAUACAAAGCGACGCUAAAGAAGAUCCCAGCCACCAGAUUAUCGCGUCUCACUGAAGCUCUGGCUAACUACGACCCAGUGCUCAAUGAAUACUUCUUCGACCGGCAUCCAGGUGUCUUUGCGCAAGUCCUCAACUAUUACAGGACGGGCAAGCUGCACUACCCCACGGAUGUCUGCGGGCCACUGUUUGAGGAGGAGCUGGAGUUCUGGGGGCUGGACGCCAACCAGGUGGAACCCUGCUGCUGGAUGACCUAUACGCAGCAUCGCGACACCCAAGAAACUCUGGCAGUCCUAGACCGUCUGGACCUGGACACAGAAAAGCCCUCUGAUGAAGAGGUGGCUCGAAAGUUCGGCUUCGAAGAAGACUACUACAAGGGCACUGUGUCCUGGUGGCAACAGCUGAAGCCGCAGAUGUGGUCGCUCUUUGAUGAGCCGUACAGCUCUAAUGCUGCCAAGGUCGUAGGCGUGAUAUCAGUGUUUUUCAUAUGCGUGUCCAUCAUAUCGUUCUGCUUAAAAACCCACCCGGACAUGAGAGUGCCAGUGAUAAAAAACUACACAGUGACAACCGCGAACCAAACGCAAAGCUGGGCACUGGACAAAGUGCAAACGAACGCCCACAUUGCGUUUUUCUACAUAGAGUGUGUGUGCAACGCGUGGUUCACCCUAGAAAUCCUAGUGCGCUUCAUAUCCUCCCCGAAUAAGUGCGAAUUCAUCAAGUCCUCGGUCAACAUCAUUGACUACAUCGCCACAAUGAGUUUCUACAUCGAUCUUAUUCUACAGAAAUAUGCUUCACAUGUAGAAAAUGCUGACAUCUUAGAAUUCUUCUCUAUUAUAAGAAUCAUGAGGCUGUUUAAACUGACGCGUCACUCGUCGGGGUUGAAGAUUCUGAUUCAGACCUUUAGAGCGUCAGCGAAGGAGCUGACUUUGCUAGUGUUCUUCCUAGUACUUGGUAUAGUGAUAUUCGCAAGUUUGGUGUACUACGCGGAGAGGAUACAGACGAACCCGCAUAAUGACUUCAACAGCAUACCGUUGGGGCUGUGGUGGGCGCUGGUUACCAUGACGACGGUGGGGUAUGGAGACAUGGCGCCGAAGACAUACGUCGGGAUGUUCGUUGGAGCAUUGUGCGCUUUGGCUGGUGUGCUGACGAUAGCCUUACCCGUUCCCGUCAUCGUGUCCAACUUUGCCAUGUACUACUCCCACACGCAGGCUCGUGCAAAGUUGCCCAAGAAACGGCGGCGGGUCAUUAACGUCGAGCCGACUAGGCCCCCGAUGCGUGCACCAGGUGUCCCAGGAGGUCCAGGCGGGGCAUUGCCCCCAGGAAUGGGACCUCAAGCGGUGAACCGCCGCAUGAACGCCAUCAAAACCAACCACCCUAAGGACAUCAUGGGACCUAAUAUGGUCGCAAGCCUGAUGCCGGGUCUGGACAUAUCAGUGACCACACGUCUGUCCCCGAGUCCUCGGGACAUGAGUCCGGCUCUGGCCAUAGCUCUCCCCAUGAUGAAGUCUGUCAACAUCGUCCCAGCCCAGUGCUUCGACAACAUGGCUUUCCACAGCGAGAGAGUCGAAGAUAAAGACAGUGACAAAGAAGAUACACUCAGCAAGCGUUCCAGUCAGCAAUCUCUCGAAAGCGAUAACACACUCAGAGUGAACAAUUAUAAGAACGGAUACAUGAAUAAGAAUGUCGACGAGAAAACUGAUUGCAGAACGCCGUUGCUUCGAGAUCAUAAGAUAGAAUCGCUGGAUGAGAACAAACUUAGGGAGAACAAAGCUGAGAAAAGAAAGUCAUCCGCUUCAACAUAACAGUAAAUAUUGUAAAUAAUAUUGCAACCGCUAUUCUAAACUUUAUUGGAUAAGGCUAUAGAGUAACAAGACAUAAUUAUAUUGCAAAUUGUAGAACUUGAAAUGGAUAUUAUUUAAGUGAACAAUUUGCAAUGAGUAGCCGUUGUUGCUCCAUCGCCUUAAUCUAUUGAGACCAAUAGAACUAAGAAUGCUUUAACUAAUGCAAGUAAGCUAAUACUCAUUCAUACCCUUAUACCGUGCAGAGCAUAACAACGUAUGGUAAACCAAACAGAGUAUUCAAACAUAUGUAUUGACUAGUAACUUAACCCUAUCUUUAAUUGCAAAAGUUUCGCGUAGUAUGAGAAACGACAAGCCUUCGUAUCCAGUGUUAAGCGUAGACUGUGAGAUUAACAGUAAGUAACAAAUAUCACCGAUGAAUUAAAAAAUAAAAUAAAAUUGCAAAGGUGCUUAGCCAAAAUAAAAUUGCAGACAGUGGAGUUUGGUAAUGUUAUAAAAAUAAGAAAUAUAUUCCUUUUAUUUUACUAAUAACUUCUAACAAAAUUUACUAGAGGAUUGGGUGACCCUGGGGUCUAUAAAAAAACAUUGAAAAUUUAAAUUUAACCGUCUGCCUGUCAUCGAUUCAUAAUUAUGAAGAAAUACACAGAAGACGAUAAAUAAAUUUUAAUUUUUUAAUGUUUGCGGUAGGCGCCCUGAAUUUUCAUGAAUAUCGGUGAUAUUUGUAAACUUAUAUGUAUUAUCGUGGAUAAUGUUAAUGUUCAAGCAUUCAAGGCCGUGAUAGCUGUAAGAUAGUUAAGAAGUGCUUGGAGCACUUGCAAUUUACACAUACGUACGAAUAUUAGUUAAUAGUUGCCUAUCACAAACUAGAGUAAAUGUUACGUACCUUUAUAUACCUAAAUUGUGCAAAUCGAUCUUUUUGGCUGAAUUUUAAUAAUUGUUAAUCUAAACACCUGAUUCAAAAGUAUCAUCACCAACGUCAUCAAUAUUAAACUCUGUUGUAGUUGGACCACAGGUUCUAUUUUCAUCAGGCCUUUUUUAAAUUGAUAACAGUAUUGUUCAUAAAAGCCAUAAAACCGACGUAUCGUAUAAUCACCCUUUAUUAAGUUUUCAAUAGCACUGUGACAAUUUGUAUAAGAAUGUCCAAUUUAUGUAUUUAAUUAGAGAGCCUAUUCAUAUAAUUCCAUUCGAUUCAUGAAUGCGGAACUGUUCUUAAUUAAUUUUCAUUCGCUUCGUAUUUCACAUCAACAUUUGUUGGGCAUAAUCCGAAGGCGGUCUCUUUGUGCAGAAUUCCAAUUUAACAUUUGGUCAAAUUCCACACCCAAAUGUCAGCUUUUUUUCUGAAUUUCAUUUGUCCGAGACGUAAUAUUUGCCUGUUUACUAAAAUAAAGCUUUUUUACCACAAGGAUUUUUCUGGAUUUGUUAUUGAGGCCUGCCAAGCGGUUGUUGCAAAAAAUCUGUGGCAUAGUACGUGGUUUUUGAUAUAGUACUUUAACCAAAUAUAUAAUAUAACGUACAUUUAUACGGGAUAAGACAGACACUGGGUCAAUAGUAACGUUUGCAGGGAUUCCUGAUAUUAGUAAAAAAAUGAUAAAAUGCAGUCAAAAGGAUCGGUAGCAUCUAGUUAUUAUAAUCGACCAGGAUUCGGUAAAUAAAUCAUAAACAUGUUUUAAUAGUUGGAUAACAGCAUUUAUUCGAAUGUUAACUUCAAUACGUUUCCAGUCCAUUAGCAGAACUUUCGGGAAGUUUACACCAAGAAGAUUUUCUUUUUUUUUCUUUUUUUACUUCGAUAACAACGUCUACAAAUAGAAAAUAGUCCACGUGAUUGAUGUAGGUAAACAUCUUUCACAUUUUUUGGAUCACUUUCAAUGAUACGCAAGAUCAUAUCAAAAUAAAAUCAAAGGCAUUAAAGAUAUUAAUUUAAAUCAAUCUCAUUGAGCGAAUAUGCAGAAGCAGCCGAUGUAGCUGAUGUUCCAGCACAAAGUUUACCAAAGUUUUGAACAUCAACAAGUAUGCAACAACAACAAACAUUUUCAUUUACAACAGACUCAUAGCUUCCCGAACAGUUCGAUUAAGUAUACAAAAACAAUCGAUAUAGUUUGUACAUAUAGCGAGCAUAGUAUUAACAUUUUUGUAUCUCAAAAGUUACGGUAUAAAAUCACUAGAUACACAUAUCAUGGCACUCUUUCAUUCUUGAUGUUACUUUACUUGUAAAUAAAUAUACUUAUCAUAGUUACUAAUUAAGGGUAGAUAGAUGUGAACCAAGUGGUUUUGCUUUUAAAUGCAAUGUUUUGUUACUUAUAUUAAGGGUAAUAAGUUUGUUUGUCACAAUUGGGACGAUAAAUUGAAAGUACGCGUCUAAACUCAGGGACCCUCGGUGUUUUAUAUAAAAUUGUUAUUGAUAAAUAAAACAUUUAAAUUAGACUGCUUGUAAUUUUAUUGGUUUCAUUCAUAUCGAAAAUGUUUGUUUCAGAUUUUAUUGUACGCAUAAAAUGCAAUAAUUUUAAAAUAAAAUGUAGAUAGCACGAUACUGUUUAUAAAAAUAUUUGUAUAUACUUUUAGGCUUGUAUGAUUUACAUAAUUUAUACCCAAAUAAUUUUAACUGUACCAAUUAGAUUCAUAUAAAUUAAUGUUAAGUCUCGUAGUGAUUGAAAUUUUAUUUAAAUGUUUUAUGAAGUUUAUACUUUGCCACGAAAAUGGUUGAUAGCGAAAAUGGAGCUAGAGGACCACAAAAAGUGCUCGAUUAAUAUUUAUAAUUUGUUUAAAUCUAGCAAAAUGCUGGAAUUCUUGAUUCGAGCUGAGGCAUUUGAGACUAAUUUUUCUAUAGGUACACAGCUAAAUUCACAUUGGCCAUGUGAUGUUUCUUGUAGAAAAGGAAAUGACGAACGCGUCAAAGAUGUAUCUGCAUCGUCGAUCGAUAAAAUCAUUAUGUCUUGAACUUUUUUUUUACGGAAAAAAACUAAUUGACAUUUUCAUGGCGCAUAUCAGACUCUGAUAAAUUCAGAUUAUAUCAUAUUUGGAGUAUUUUAUUUAUUCUGGCUUUUGCAUCAUGGUGUCAAGGUGGCUCAUUAAUCUGACACUAAAAUAAAUUACAUUGUUAAACACUUAUUUACUUAAAUAAAAUAAAAUCAUAGUUCAAUUUAACAACAUGGAAUGAAAAACAGUAUGACUUUUUGCUUAUGUUGGUUUUGAAUCCUACAUUGUUAAAAUGAAUGCACAAGGCCUAUUUUGGCAAAACAUGGCCCAAAAACUAGUUUAGUUACCUAUGCACAAAGGGUAAACACCAAACUACGUUUAUUUUAUGUACGUUUACCUACAUUGUAUGAAACAAAAUAUUUUCCAUUUAUUUAGUAGAAAAUGUUGAUUGCUAUUCGGUUUCAAAUAUUAAAAUACCUAUUUCGAGUAGGUUAUAAAGCAAGUUUAAUUAACAGUUAAUUCCAGGAAACGAAAUCGUUAAUUAACAGUAAAUUGUUACCUUGAAGUAGGUACCUAACGAUAUUGGUAAUUUUCGUUUUAUACAGGAACGUUUAUAAAAUUAUUGAAUGAACAUAACUGUAUAAGUACUUAUUAUUGUAAUUUAUUUUUAAAUUGCUUUUCUUCAACAAAGUUUAUAAAGUUUGAAGGGUAUAUUUGAAACUUCUGGGGUGUGAUGUUUUGACCUACGAAAUUAUAAUAAAUACGUACUUAAUAAUUAGAUCUGUGAACAAUUCCAGUUUUGAAAUAUUGAAAAUAUAUGUUUAUUAGUUUGUGAAGCAAUCUCAGGAAGAAUGGGUGAAGACAUUCUUGCCCGUAAAUUCCGAACUAAAAUAAUGUAGGUACCUUCUAAGAUAUUAUAUCCAGGAAAAUCUUGUUGAUUUUAUAAACCAUUUCGAUUAUGAUAUGACAGACUGUGAGAUUUAAAAAGGGCCUUCAGUUUUCGGGCGAAUUCAGACGUAAGGAUAGAGCGGUUUCGCACACUUCGUCGGAUCGGAAUCCGAUCCAAACCGACCAAAUCGAAUCUCCGUCAUCCGAUUCCUUGGAAUUUGUGAGCAAAUUAUCACAUAGGUAAAUAAUUCUACGGCUAUUGCCAUAUUUUCAGGGGUUCUGGUGAGAUUUGGAUCGGACUAAUUGUCAAGGACUUGUCUUAUUCCUGUAUUAUUACUUUAAAAUCGGAAAGCCUUUUCCAUUCACGCACUGUAUCUAAAAUAAACUUUUGUGAUAACUUUUUUAACAUUUUGUUAUGGAGUUUGGCUCCAGAAGUUGCAAAAACUCCCGAGCGAAGUUUUGUUCCGAAUCACGAGCAAUGCUAGGGUAAGGCUUCACAGUGAGUAAACAGGGCUUGUAUUUUAUUGUAUAGCGUCUAUAUAUACAUAUACAAUUUUAAAAUACAAAAACAAAUUAUUUGAAAUAUUGUUCAUUAAACAUGUGACAUUA
Molecule: messenger RNA, 6632 nt
Organism: Leguminivora glycinivorella
Lineage: Eukaryota; Metazoa; Arthropoda; Insecta; Lepidoptera; Tortricidae
Gene: Shaw
Product: potassium voltage-gated channel protein Shaw
Exons: 10
Coding region: 360-2225 (621 amino acids)
Biological process (GO): potassium ion transmembrane transport; protein homooligomerization
Cellular component (GO): dendrite membrane; neuronal cell body membrane; axon
Molecular function (GO): delayed rectifier potassium channel activity; protein binding
Source: RefSeq, a predicted model, not a curated record